CGCGUCAGUUACUCCACUGAAGAAGGGAGACAUGGCGACGUCCCUGAUCUGCGGCCGUUUGACGGCUAGCCUGAGAAGCUCAGGGGCCAGAAACACCAUCAGCUCCGCUUCCAAGGUUCUCGGUGGUUCUUCGGGUCUGUUCGGAGCCCAUGUGUCCCAGCUGCUGCUGCUGCAGCAGCAGCAGAGGAACCUCUCCCUGCAUGAGUACUUGAGCAUUGGGUUGCUGAAGGAGGCCGGCAUCGCUGUGCCAGAUGGCUUGGUGGCCAGCUCCUCGGAGGAGGCCUACUCUGUGGCCAAGCAGAUCGCUUCAAAGGACCUGGUGGUGAAAGCUCAGGUGCUGGCUGGCGGCAGAGGAAAGGGGACAUUUGAGGGCGGACUGAAGGGAGGAGUGAGGAUCGUCUACUCGCCAGAGGAGGCCCGGGACAUUUCAUCCCAGAUGAUUGGUCGAAAGCUGUACACCAAGCAGACCGGGGAGGCGGGUCGUAUCUGCAACCAGGUGUUCAUCUGCGAACGCAGGUACCCGCGCAGAGAGUACUACUUUGCCAUCACCAUGGAGCGGUCCUACCAGGGCCCCGUGUUAAUUGGCAGCUCGCAGGGGGGUGUGAACAUCGAAGAUGUUGCCGCCGAAAGUCCAGAUGCCAUUGUGAAGGAGCCCAUCGACAUUGUCGAGGGCAUUAAGAAGGAGCAGGCUGUCAAGGUAGCUCAGAAGAUGGGCUUCCCGCCGGCGCUGGUGAACGAGGCGGCGGAGAACAUGAUGAAACUGUACAAUCUGUUCAUCAAGUACGACGCUUCCAUGCUGGAGAUCAACCCCAUGGUCGAGGACGCGUCUGGAAUCGUGAUGUGCAUGGACGCCAAGAUCAACUUCGACACCAACGCAGAGUACCGCCAGAAGAUGGUGUUCGGCAUGCAGGACUGGACCCAGGAGGAUCCCCGGGACAGGCAGGCUGCCAAGGCCGACCUCAACUACAUCGGCCUGGAUGGAACCAUCGGUUGUCUGGUUAACGGAGCAGGUCUGGCCAUGGCCACCAUGGACAUCAUCAAGCUCCACGGCGGCACACCGGCCAACUUCCUGGAUGUAGGAGGAGGAGCCACAGCUCAUCAGGUGACCGAGGCCUUCAAACUCAUCACCUCUGACAGGAAGGUUCAGGCCAUCCUGGUCAACAUCUUCGGAGGCAUCAUGAGGUGCGACGUCAUCGCUCAGGGCAUCAUCAUGGCUGUAAGCGAACUGGACCUCAAGAUCCCCAUCGUAGUGCGGUUACAAGGGACGAGAGUGGACGAUGCCAAAGCUCUGAUCGCUGCCAGUCCGCUGAAAAUCCUGGCCUGUGACGACCUGGACGAGGCUGCCAAAAUGGUUGUAAAGCUUUCUGAAAUUGUCUCACUGGCUAAGGAAGCUCAAGUGGACAUCACCUUCCAGCUGCCCAUCUAAGAAAGAAACCUCCAUGACUUCCUCACCCUAGCACUUCCUCCAUCGCACCCCCAGCCGCCCACCACUCCACCCCAACAGACGGACAGCAAGACGAGCCUCUCACACCUGAGAGGAGAUCAAAGACGCGUAGUUUUCUCCCUCUUGUGCUGUGGCAUGAUGGCGUGACUCUGUACAGGUGUCCAACAGGUAGACCGCAACAGGUUUCACUUAGACAGAAAGCAGCCUCCUUUUUAGUCACACUGGCAUCUCCGCUUACAGUCUCAACCCUUCACGUUUCCUCAAACCUACAAACUUGAGUUGCACUUGAGUUGAUACGCACAAACCUCCACUUUCAACUCCUUCACACACGAUGAGCUGUUCUGUUUACUUCAGUUCUUGUUGGGAAAUGUUCCUCCGCCCCUUUUUUUUUUUUAGAAAAAUUCAAGCAUUGCAGCUGAAGCCUGACUGGCAUUAUUUAGUGUUCUCAGUUCAGUUAAAAUGAAUAGACUGCUGAUUGUUGUUAUAUCAAGUGGGUGCAUAUGGUUGACUGAAAAGGCAUCAGGACAAGGAUUGCAAUCCCACUACUCUCUUUAACACACGUAGUUUUGUAUGAGUGCCUUUUCAGUGUUUUGUCUCAAAGUAGGAAUGUAACAGAAUAAAAGACAUUUGUUCCCUCUGUGCAGAACAUUGAAGUAUUUCAUCAAAUGCAUAAAUCAGUGCUGAAAAGCCAAACAAAAAUAUUGUGCUGUGUCUCAGUCAAAUACACUGAAUGACACGGCAGCAUUGAUUUAAUAACAGUGUUCAGAAACACAAAUUGCUUCCGAGAAUGAGCUGUUUCCCCCCCCCCGCAGACGCCUCUACAUUAUGUUGUUACCUCCUGUAGACUGAAGUGUUCAUCAGCCGGUCUUUACUGG
This is a messenger RNA of Anarrhichthys ocellatus (wolf-eel), 2319 nucleotides long. RefSeq names its product succinate-CoA ligase ADP-forming subunit beta (gene sucla2). The record is from RefSeq and is a predicted model, not a curated record. Bases 32 to 1426 code for a protein of 464 amino acids. NCBI's taxonomy places the organism in Eukaryota, Metazoa, Chordata, Actinopteri, Perciformes, Anarhichadidae. Gene Ontology annotation, molecular function: succinate-CoA ligase (ADP-forming) activity; metal ion binding; ATP binding. The transcript is spliced from 11 exons. Gene Ontology annotation, cellular component: mitochondrion; succinate-CoA ligase complex. Gene Ontology annotation, biological process: succinyl-CoA metabolic process; tricarboxylic acid cycle.